Messenger RNA from Drosophila ananassae, 801 nucleotides. Its product is annotated as membrane steroid-binding protein 2. Lineage: Eukaryota; Metazoa; Arthropoda; Insecta; Diptera; Drosophilidae. The transcript has 2 exons. The record is from RefSeq and is a predicted model, not a curated record. Bases 137 to 751 code for a protein of 204 amino acids. Gene Ontology annotation, cellular component: membrane; endomembrane system.
AAUGGGUGGCGAAUUUUCGCUCAAAUUCAGUCUGACAGUAACUGUUUCAAAAUUCAAGUAAUGCUGGAAUAAUCCUGCAUCAAAACGCGUUUACAAAUGUUUUGUGGAGCAGCAGUCUAAGUGUGUAUAAUCAUCAAUGCCUGAUAACCAAGUGGUGUCUGCAUUUGGUUUGGCAAAACUUAAUCCGAAUCUUGAGGCAGCCUUCAAAAUGCUGAGUCCGCUGUUAAGAAAUCCCUUUGGUCAGCUUGUGAUAUCCUUUAUGCUGGGUUACUUUGUCACCACAAAGUUGUCACAGUUUGUUAAAAAAUUCAAGGGAAACGCGGACCAAGCUCAGAGUGCCAAGUCGGAAAAUAAGGAGCUGGAUAGUGACGAUAGUGAUGGACAUUUGCCGCAAGGAAAGAAGGUUCUUCUACUAAACCUUCGGCAAUUGGCCGAAUUUAAUGGAGUGGUGGACGAACAACCAGUUUAUACAGCCUUGAAUGGCAGAAUCUAUGAUCUAAGUCCUGCCCGUGAAAAGUACGGCAGUCAGGGUCCUUAUUCCCUUCUGGCUGGCUGCAAUGCCAAUCAGGUCCUGAAUAUUGCAUGCGGAUCCAUGGGCGUCUGCACCGACGACGUUGUCAACCGUUGGGAGCAGAGCCUCAUGGCCGAAUUCAAUAUCGUGGGCUAUUUGAUUGAUUCGGAGGGAGAUGAUUUUGCCGAGAAUGAGUCCAUUGCCAACGGAGUUGGAGACCUCGAAACUGAGGAAACGUAGAAGCUUACUAGUUCUGUUUGGUAAUAAAGUUAUUCUUUUUUAUCUCAAAA